Aspergillus brunneoviolaceus CBS 621.78 is the source of this 681-nucleotide messenger RNA. RefSeq lists its product as uncharacterized. The transcript has a single exon. The record is from RefSeq and is a predicted model, not a curated record. Lineage: Eukaryota; Fungi; Ascomycota; Eurotiomycetes; Eurotiales; Aspergillaceae. Bases 64 to 474 code for a protein of 136 amino acids.
CAGUGAUAUCGCGUACACACCAAUUUGGUUAAAUAUCCUCUAUAAUUGUAACAUUGCAGAGACAUGUGGAAGAGAAUCAGAAUCAUCAAUAUAUCACUUAUGACGCCUUUGCACGUUGUUUUGCCUUGCUUUAUUUUGGUUGUUUCUUUGUCUUUCCAAUAUACCUCUUUUAACUAUAACACGUGCCAAAUAGGAUCUCGAUCCCCGGAACUACACACAGCAUUAAUCGGGGCUUGGCCAAUGACAAACAGUGCCAUUCUCAUAUGUGCAUUAUCAAUUGCCGGAAUUGAACGGUGCAGUCAUCAUCUUUCAUCAUCAUGGGUGGAGAGCGACCAUUGGCAUUGCAGACCUCAAGCUUGGGCCCAAUACAGCCCACGCAGGCACCAAAAGGAAAAUUGUCCAUUUCUAUACAUUGAAGGACCUCGCAGUGAUGAACAGACAGAACGGAUAAACAAACCAGCAGAAUCUUGGUAGUAAUUGAAACGAUCAACAUGAAAUCCACACUCCCUAAAUGCGCACAACAUGCCUCUCUCAUGCCCGUGUCAAGAACGCAGCCGACUCCUCUUCCUUCCCUAGCAGACCUAGACUGCGGAUCUGUUCAGCCUUGGGCGCAUUGUCGCGGGGGUGGGCGGCCUCCGCCUUGCGGUAGGCAGCCUGCAUCUUCAUCGUGCGCAUGAUCUA